ACGUCCCUUAUCCAUAAAGCUCUUUGAAGAAAUAUCUUCUGAUUCCAACGGAUUACUCAGUCACACAAAAGUUGAAUAGCCUUUCUUCUUCCCCACUAAUUAACACUCAAAUUCUCUUAAUAACUUCUUCUUCCAACCAGCUCAUAAUUCUUGCCUCUAUUGACCUGAAAGUUUGAGGUUUCUUCUUUUCCAAACAUGGCGGCUCUUCCUGUGGGUUAUCACUACCACACCAGAGGGGGACCCAUAACUGAACUCAGAAGCAGAAAGAGCGCCAGGAUUCUGAUUCUACAAUCCUACCAGAGCAGAGGACCUGUGAAUGAAUCAAAUUCUCAAGAGAAGAAAAUAAUGGGAUUGGGAGAGAAAUUGGGGUUUCUGAAACUGUUGAACAGUUUUGAGAAUCUUGGGAAGAGGGUGAAGCAGAAUCUGAGCCCACAGCAGAAGGGUGAUUGGAAAGACUUGUUGCUUAUGAGUUUAUCUUUUGCUGUUUAUGUGUAUAUUUCCCAGAAGCUAGUCUGUGCUUAUUGUGCUUGGACUUCCAUCCCCAAACAACCAUGGUAGUUUAGUUGUUGCUUCUUUAUCUUUAUAAUCAGAUUCGAAGUCAUUUUCUAUCUCAGGAAGGAAGAAAUAUGAUCUUAUUUAUUCCCUUUUGCUGCUAUA
Messenger RNA from Prosopis cineraria, 657 nucleotides. RefSeq lists its product as uncharacterized. The coding region runs from base 196 to 558 and encodes 120 amino acids. The transcript has a single exon. The record is from RefSeq and is a predicted model, not a curated record. Lineage: Eukaryota; Viridiplantae; Streptophyta; Magnoliopsida; Fabales; Fabaceae.